Messenger RNA from Zerene cesonia (dogface butterfly), 3420 nucleotides. RefSeq names its product stress-activated map kinase-interacting protein 1 (gene Sin1). The coding region runs from base 166 to 1722 and encodes 518 amino acids. Gene Ontology annotation, molecular function: phosphatidylinositol-4,5-bisphosphate binding. The record is from RefSeq and is a predicted model, not a curated record. The transcript has 6 exons. Gene Ontology annotation, biological process: TORC2 signaling. NCBI's taxonomy places the organism in Eukaryota, Metazoa, Arthropoda, Insecta, Lepidoptera, Pieridae. Gene Ontology annotation, cellular component: TORC2 complex; cytoplasm; plasma membrane.
AACAGAUAAUACGAGAACGUACGUACCGCGUACGGGAUAUUUUGUUUAAGUCUACUACUGAAAUAUUGACAUGUGUUUCAUUUGUAAUUUGUGAGCCGUAAACUAAAAAAAUAAUUAAAGCCUAAAUCUAGCAAACAACAGUGAAAAUCUUAAGAUAACGACACCAUGGCUACUUACGACAACAAAGCUUGGCUACUAAAAAAUAUAAGAGAUGCGUUUAUUGCUACAGACGACACCGGUUUAUGUGAAAUUGUGAUGGCAGGGGAAGAUUUUUCAAAAAUAUUUCAGACUAAAGCCAUGGAAGAAAAAAAGCGCAUCAAGGAAAGAGCUAUUAGUAAGCCAAGUACAAGCAGAGGUAAAGAAAGUUUUAUGGAAGAGGACGAAGAACGAGAAAUUGCGACUCAGUUUGAUCCCUAUCCAGACAUGGAAGAUAGUGAUGAGGAUGCUUUAUACGGAAGUUGGUUUCGUCACGAGGAAUUUGCAGGACACAGGCAAAGGUCAAACACAGCACAGUGGUUGGACAAAAAAGAAUUAGCUUUAAAAAAGGCAGCAAAAAUAAAAGUUAUAAAAUGGGAAGGCCCAUACCCACAACUAACAGAUGAACAAAUUGCAGAAGCUUUUGAGAAAGUGGAAAUCAAAAAGCCAGAAAAGAAAAGGUCCCUAUUAACAGAGCAAUUAGAAAAAUGUCCAGAUUUUCCCCAUCGCCAGUAUCUGGAGUAUGCAAAGUUUGAUGGCACAGCACAGCUAGGACUACCCACUAAAGCCUUUAAGAUUUUUAUGACAAUGUUGCCAGAGAAACAUCAGAAUUACCCCGUUAUUGUUUGUGUUAUUGCCAGUGCUAAGAUCAAAGACUUAAUUGGUUUCACGUGCUAUAAGUACAGCAUAGAACAUCCAGAAGUCACACUAGGAUCUGUGCAUGAUUACGGCCUUUGCAUAGCAGAAGACGAUGGGGAAGUCGACUGGGCAUUCCCAUGUCUGGAUAACAAUGAACCAUGCUCAAAGUUUGGCUUCACUUGCCUCGGCCUCAUUGAUGUUAAGACUAAAAUUAAAGUAGACACACAUCCCAUACCAGAUAUUGAAAUGGGACAUGCCUUUAGCUAUUUUCCAAAAGCAGCUGUGUCUGGCCAGAGUAAUGUGAACUCUUCCAGACAACACACGGAGGGUAGCGAUACUUCAGAAAUUAAUAAGGUCAUUGAUUCUGUAAUGGAAGGUAACAAAGGCUUUGGCUUGCAGUCCGGAACUCCAAUAACGGAUGCACCUCAGGAUAAGCUAUACAGGGUACAACUUUUACACAAAAUGAGAACCAGCACACCAGUUCAAUUGGGUAUUACAUUGGAUCAAAUUGAAGUGGUCCCAUUGGUUACACAAAAGCAUGCAUUUUGGUCUCGACCUAAAUACUUCUUACACAGUAUGAACUCGGUAGCAUGGUGUCAGAUUUUAGAAGCUAAAAGCAACAAGACUGCAUUUCGUAUUUUAUACUCGCCUAGUCAUGAUACUGCUUUCAAUGAUCGCUAUAGUGCAGGCAACACCAGUGCAUUUCAACCUACAACAGUCUACAAGAAGCACGACUUCGAAUGCGAUCAUGACACCGCAAAGAAAAUCGUAGACAAAGUGAACACAAUAUUAGACUUAAGGAACAGCCCUUGCCGACGCGAAUACAAAAACGCCAAAGAGAAGAAACUCCAAACCCGACGGAGUUUCUACACGAAGCAACUGAGUUGAGUCCAAUCCCCUUUAUAUGUACAUAGACCGAAAGUUCCUUUACACUCAGAUUCUAUGUCGACUGAAUUAUUUAAAGUUUGCUGGUUAAAGUACACUCAUGUUGUUAAUUGGAUAGUAGGUCUUGAAGGUACAGCUUAGAAUUAUAAUGUGUGUACACCAAUAAGGGUUUAUUGAAGAACUUUUACAUGGAGAUGCCCGGAAAUUAGGACUUACUGGCUUACACACAUUGUAAAUGGGAUUUUGAUGAGUUUACUAUUGUUUCUCAUUCAAAGUUAUGACUAGUCAUAAGGUACUUUGAGUAUUAUAAAUUAUAAUUUUUUUGUUCGCAUAACUAUGAACAACCGUAGAUAUAUGAAUAUCAUGUUAUACAGCUGCCAGAUGGAAAUAGUACUGCCAUAUGUGUUUGUGUGUUGAAAUACCCGUCCCUUGCAAAACUUUUUUAUUUUUAAAGUAAGGUACAAGUGAAUGCGAAUUAAUGAGUACUUAGACUGAGAUUGAUAGUACUACAUUUGAAUUAUAUUUUUAUGUUCCUAUGUCGUUUAUUGUUUUAAAACGGAAAAGCAUUUGCUUUUUGUACUACAAGUAUAAAUAAAAUGAUGCCGCACAUAAUAAUUUGUGUAAAUAUAAAUGGUCCAUGUCGGUGCCUCGAUUAUUUGAAACAAUUUACAAACAUUAUGCCACAAGUCUUAAGAUUUGAUAUCGAAAUAAUUAGUAAAACUUACUGGUUUUAUGCAGAAGUUAAUGUGUGAUUUUUUUUAUUUUAUACUUUAAUAUUUUAUUUGUUGUUUUUAUGAAGUAAAAAUAUGAAUAACCAUCUUGGAGAUAAAAUGUUACCAUUUUGGUAACAAUAACAGGAAAAUUCACAUGAAAUUCUGAUGAUGUUCUUUUCAUUUUAAAAUUGUGUGUUAAUAUUUACAAUGAAAUUUUAUUAAUAAAUUUAUUUUAUAACACAGAGUAAUUAUGUAAUCACACAUUAAAAAAAAGCAAUUCUGUCAAUGUAAAUAUGAAUGCAAGGGUAAAUGUUGUUUUAAAAUGAAUGCAUUUUUAUAGUUUUGUAUUAAUGAUAAUAGUAAAUGCACAUUGUCUAACAUUAUUAACAAUAUUUUGUUUAUACUGGUGCAAAUCCAGACAGUGAAGAACAGAAAAAAUGUAAAUGUGAUAAUGAAAAAUGAUAAAAAGAAUAUUAAAAUGAAUGAUAUACACAUAAUAUAUUCCAUUUCUUAAACUCAAUUUAAGCAAUGUGCAUUUGAACUAUAAUUGAUGAGGUGUAUAUGUAUUAAUGUAAAGGAUUUCUUCUUUAAGUUUAAUAUUUUUAAGUUGUUGUAACUUAUUUUAACUAUUAGUGAUUUUAUGAACAAAGUUCAUACUUCUAUGCAUUUUUUAAAUGUUCAAAUGCCGAAUUAAUUAUGUCGAUAACAUCAUGAGCCGUUUAAACAUAGUUGAUCGUAAAUAACUGGCAUAAACAAAAUACGUACCUACUCUUUAUUGAUAACCAAUUACUCUAAAAUAAUCUCAGUUGCUCUUACAAACAAACUAUGUACAUGAAUGAAAUAUUUUACAUACUACACAUUUCUAUCUGUUUCUAUGAAAUGUUAUUUUGUCAUUUUAUGAAUAAUAAUGAUUAUGAUUAUUGUUUUUGUAAAUGAAUGAAAUUGCGAGUAUCUCAAUAAAUUGUUAUCAAUUAAAUGAAAACUAUUG